UGUUUAACUUAGCGGCAAACGGCGAGUUUUAAGUGUUCACUAAGAGUCUAAAAUAUAUUUAAAAGGGCAAAAACAGAAAGGAAAAAUUGGAAAGUGAGAAAAACCAAAAAUUCGUAAUCUGAGAUUCUGGGUUAUGGCCACAGCUCUGCCAUCAACGGCAUGGCACACGAUAAAGUUUCAGCCGCACCCUCUGCUUCCUCAGCAGCGACGUCGCUUAUUAGUCCAAUCCUUUAGGCGGAGCGACUUCGACACCUUCACUCGCCGCAUGGCCUCCGGUGAGGCCUGGAAGGAUGCUUGGCGAACCGCCAACGACGGCUUCGAGCAAUUCGUCUUCGAAGCUAAAAAGACUGCUGAACGCUUAGACCGCCAGUACUCCGUUUCCCGCCGACUCUCCUCCGUAGUCCGAUCCGCCACUGACCGUGCUCGUGAAAUCGAUAGGGAGUUCGAGAUUGGACUCCGUUGGCGGACUUUUACUAUGGAUUUUAGUAGAAAUUGGCCUAGGUACAGGAAGCAGCUGAAUGAUUUCUUGGAUACUCCAUUAGGAAAAAGUUUUGCUACAAUUUUCUUCCUUUGGUUUGCAUUAUCUGGUUGGCUGUUCCGAUUUUUAAUAUGUGCCAUAUGGAUACUGCCAUUUGCUGGACCUCUUCUUAUUGGGACUGUUGCCAAUAAUCUUGUUAUUAAGGGUGCUUGUCCAGCUUGUAAGAGGCAGUUUGUUGGUUAUAAAAACCAAAUAAUACGGUGUGCGAGCUGUGGAAACAUUGUAUGGCAACCAGAAGGCGACUUCUUUCGCAGAGACAGCAGGGGCACCGCUUCAAGAAAGUCUGAACCUGAAAUUAUUGACGUUGAGUUUGAGGAGAAAUGACAAGAUGUUCUAAGAAUAUACAAGUGAUCUUUUGCUUCCUGUGGAGUCAAAUGAGACUGAACGGCAAUUUUUGCUCAUUUCUUUGGAUAUUUAGUUUCUUUGAAAAUCUGCUGUUGCUAUUAGUGUCUGUACUGUAUAGUAUCAUUCUCAGUAGUAAUCUCUCACUUAAAAGACAAAGGAAACUUAAAGAAAAAAAUGGUAAUCUUUUGUUCAUAGAAAAUGUUUCAUUUGAUAGGGAAUGGCAUUUAGUUUGAACUUUGGUUCCUGAAGCCGUCGAGGUUACUGUUGUAGACAAAUGCUUUCAGUUUAUGGAAGAAUUUUUAUUUCUAUUUGAUUGAAGAAUUAAUUUGUUAUUUGAAUUAUGAAU
Molecule: messenger RNA, 1229 nt
Organism: Durio zibethinus
Lineage: Eukaryota; Viridiplantae; Streptophyta; Magnoliopsida; Malvales; Malvaceae
Cellular component (GO): chloroplast
Source: RefSeq, a predicted model, not a curated record